AUGAUUCAAUCGGCAUACAUCCCUAACAACCGCACGCCGUUCGUGAGAACCAACUGCACGACUGCCGGGAACACCAAGGUAAAAAGCUCUAGGGUUUCCUCGUCUUCUUCCACAAAUCUUCGCAUUCUCGCGGCCCGAAACAGAUCCUCGAAAUCUCUGUUAAAUGGCGAAGCUGCGCAGACGAACAGAUUCAGUCCCGUUGAAUUGCAAAAAUUCGCGAGGCGGCUCGAAGAGGUUUACAGAAACAGCCCAACGGUGUCUCCAAAAGAGGAUUUAGGUCACGACUGGAGAAAAUACCAGGGUUCCAAUAACUGGGAAGGGCUUCUCGACCCUUUGAGUCCAAAACUCAGGCGAGAGAUUGUAAAAUACGGGGAAUUCGCACAGGCGACCUACGACGCCUUCGACUUCGAUGCGCACUCCAAAUACUGCGGCAGUUGCCGGUACAACCGGCAAAGGCUGUUGGAGAAACUGCACCUGCAAAACACGGGUUACCGGGUCAGCAAGUAUCUGUACGCCAUGUCUGACGUCCACAUGCCCAAGUUCUUCGGGCGGUCGAAUUCGAUGGACCCAUGGAGCAAAGGCUCCAACUGGAUGGGCUACGUGGCAGUUAGCACCGAUGAGGAGACGAAGCGCCUUGGGAGGCGUGACAUCAUGGUGGCGUGGCGUGGCACUGUCACACAGCUGGAAUGGAUGGAGAAUCUGCGUGAUAUUCUUCACCCGGUCGGUGACCUCGGCUGUUCCGAGUGCACCGCUAUUAAGGUGGAGCGUGGGUUUCUCAGUAUUUAUACUUCUAAAAAUGACGCCACCCGCUACAACAAGCACAGCGCUUCAGAGCAAGGGAUGGAUGAAAUACGCCGCUUGGUGGCGCUGUACACAGGGCGUGGUGAGGAGGUGAGCAUUAGCAUCUGUUGGCACAGUCUCGGUGGCGCCCUAGCGCUUCUUAAUGCCUUUGAAAUAGCCGCUAAGGGAAUGAAUGUGCAUGCAAAUGAUCCGACUCCGAAAGUUCCCGUUAUUGUUUUCUCUUUCGGGGCUCCACGGGUGGGCAACGGUGCUUUUAAGGACGCAGUGGAGGAGCUCGGCGUGAAGGUCUUACGUGUUGUGGGUAAGCAAGACGUGGUGCCCAAAAUGCCCGGCAUUUUGUUCAAUGAAGGGAUGGAGAAAUAUGAGAAAGUAAUGGGGCGUAUGUUAGAGUCUCUCCCUUGGUCAUAUAAACAUGUAGGGGUUGAAUUAGGGUUGGAGAUCAAGAAAUCUCCGUUCUUGAAGAGUAACCCUGAUCUGGCCGGGUGUCAUAAUUUGGAGGUGUAUUUGGAUUUGUUAGAUGGGUUUGAAAGCUCGACUGUCCCAUUCAGAUCUGAAGCUCGACGUGAUGUGGCAUUGGUUAAUAAGGCCUCUGAUAUGUUGCGGAAGGAUUUGAUGGUGCCCAGUAAUUGGCAUCAAUUGGAAAACAAAGGGUUAGUGUGUAAUUGCUAUGGAAGGUGGGUACAGCCUGAGCGAGAUGUUGAUGAUGUGCCCUCUCCACACGGCCUCGGCAACUUCUCAAGCUAACUUUUGGUCAUAAGGGCAUAUGAA
Molecule: messenger RNA, 1569 nt
Organism: Cryptomeria japonica (Japanese cedar)
Lineage: Eukaryota; Viridiplantae; Streptophyta; Pinopsida; Cupressales; Cupressaceae
Product: phospholipase A1-Igamma1, chloroplastic-like
Exons: 2
Coding region: 1-1545 (514 amino acids)
Biological process (GO): lipid metabolic process
Molecular function (GO): glycerophospholipase activity
Source: RefSeq, a predicted model, not a curated record